ACAUUGGCUUAUAAAGUUAGACAACAUUGGCUUAUAGAGUUAGACAACAUUGGCUUAUAAAGUUAGACAACAUUGGCUUAUGUAGCUUAGACAGCAUGGGAUGUACGGAUGCGGUAUAGACACACCCACGUCUUGUCACUGGUCGUGCAAAAAUUAGUUGGUGUUAUUUGCAGCCACAGUUUUGUAGACUUAUAAUUAUAUAUUAUUUUGAUUUAAAACCGUCAAUCAGUCUGAGAUCCAUAGAAAAGUCAUGACAUCUCCAAGAGCGAGUGUUGCUUGUGACCACUGCAGAGGCAGCAAGGUAAAAUGCUUGAAUUUUGAUACUUCCAAGUGUCAAAGAUGCCAUCAGCUUGCCCUUGAUUGUACUUAUACUUUGAAGAAAUCCCAAUUGAAACGUAAAAACCUUUCUCAUAAGUAUUUAACCAAAAUAGAUAGAGUUAUACUACCUCCAAAAUCAUUGAUAUUAGAAGUGGUGGAAAUUUUUUUCGAAAAUCAAUAUAAAAGCAUUUUCCCUUUUCUACAUAAACCUUCAUUUUUAUCAUUCAUACGCUCACCAGAGUUUGAUCCAUGUGCUUAUCUUGACUUAUAUGAGUCAAAGUUUUUCCAAGCUAAUUAUUGCCAGUCCUUCAAAUAUCCAGACCCGGUGGUAUUGAUAUCAAUUUUAGCUUUAACUUCAAGAUUACAUCCAAUAAUGAGUAAAAUAUAUGGAGGUUUUUCGGAAAUUGAUUCACCAAGCUCAUUUAUACCUAAAUAUUGGAAUUCCCAAUCACAAAAAUUUAACUUAAGCUAUUUGGAUAGUACUUUGAUAGAAGUAGAUUCUAGCAAAGCUUCUCAAGCUUCAAAUUACUUUGGCUGGCAUGCCAGAAAUCUAUUGAAAAAUGUGUUUGAUAGUCCAACAAUCCAAAGAGUUCAAGCGUUGGUUUUACUUAGUAGCCAUGAAUGGGGGGAAGGUAAUAACUCAAGAAGUUACUUGUACGUGGGAAUUGCUGCAAGAAUGGCUUUAGUUCUAGGGCUAGGAGACGAAAAAAAUUUGAAGCUUGAUGAAGGAUCGGUUGAAGAGUAUGACGAUUUUAUGAAAUUUAUUGCUACUGAAAGUAAAAGAAGAACUAUUUGGUCAGUUUAUAUGAUGGAUCGAUGCAACUCAAGCGGAAGAAAUCGUUCUUCUUGUGUCAAGUUAGAUGAUAUAAGAAUUAAACUUCCUUGUCAAGAAAAAGAUUUCACCUUUGGUAAUGAAAUUAACGAGUCUUUGACUUUUAAACAAGCCAACGAUUGUAUUCACGAUCCUCUCAAAAAAACUUCAUUGUCUAACUUAUCCACUUUUGCAUUUCAAAUUUUACUUUUUGAAAACUGGGCUUCAAUUGCAAAAUGGGUAGGUGAAACAAGUCGGAAAUCAGAUCAACCCCCCCCUUAUGAAUCGGAAUCUACUUUCCAUAAACUCUCAACUGAACUAGAUUUAUUUAAAUCGAAACUACCGAAUAAUUUGGUCUAUAAUAAAUUCAACCUCGAAGCUCAUAUAGCUGAUGGUUCCGGAACUAGUUUUGGCUAUUUCCAUUGCCUUCUUUUUCUAUGUCGUGUUUUUUUAAAUCGUGAGUAUAUUUUUUGCAACCCUGAUGCUUUACCCUUAGGUUGGUGGAAAGCAACGACUUUUGAUUUAUUGAAAUCUUUAAAAGAAAAGUUUGAACUUAUAAAUACCCUCCAUGGCAUAAAUAAAAUGGUUUUAGCUCCUUUUACCGGAUUCGAGGUUUUCACAUUAAGUGCUACUUGCUUCUAUUUUAAUACUUUCCCAAGUGAAGUACUACUGAAACAUUUACCUUUAACUGAUCGGUAUGAUGAUUUAGUGAAAGUAGAAGAUAUAAAAACUACCUUCCAGAAGAUUGGUGCUCAAUCAGUGGAGCUACUUACAACAUGGAAAAAUGCUUGGGGACUAGGUAGAGGCUGGUACUAUACUGCAAUUAAACUACAAAGUCUAUUUGAAUCAGUCAAUACAAAGGACACCGACAACUUACAAAAUGAAAACAUCCGUAAUACUCUCCAUGAUUACGGAAAUGGAGAGCUAGAUCCUAAGAACGCAGUUUCCGCUUUUAUAAAUUCUCCUGGUCUUGACUUUAUGAAUAAUUUUGAUUUAUCUAGUAUGUUCCCCGGCUGGACAGAUGCAAUGAAAAUAUAG
This is a messenger RNA of Hyphopichia burtonii NRRL Y-1933, 2167 nucleotides long. It is a transcript of the gene ZCF38, whose product is annotated as Zcf38p. The coding region runs from base 251 to 2167 and encodes 638 amino acids. Gene Ontology annotation, cellular component: nucleus. The transcript has 3 exons. Gene Ontology annotation, molecular function: DNA binding; zinc ion binding; DNA-binding transcription factor activity, RNA polymerase II-specific. Lineage: Eukaryota; Fungi; Ascomycota; Pichiomycetes; Serinales; Debaryomycetaceae. Gene Ontology annotation, biological process: regulation of DNA-templated transcription; DNA-templated transcription. The record is from RefSeq and is a predicted model, not a curated record.